Oikopleura dioica is the source of this 594-nucleotide messenger RNA. Lineage: Eukaryota; Metazoa; Chordata; Appendicularia; Copelata; Oikopleuridae. The record is from the annotation of a GenBank genome assembly.
AUGUCAAGAGUAAUUCGACUAACAGUUGGAAUCAUUAGGCAGUCUGUGCCCCACAAGAUUUCGCCGUUUUCGCCUCCUAUUUGCGCACCAGCAAUUGCGUCAAAAACAAAUAAAGAAAGUGAUUUCAAAAUUGCUGAUAUUUUAAAAGAAAUACUACAGAAAUACAGCUCGAAUGAGAAGGGAAGGACUCAGCGCAUGGCAGCGUUUAAAAAGGCUCAACAAGGGAAGGCGAAAGAACAACAAGCCGCUCAGGCGGCAGCGCGUGCUGCUCAACUCGCCGAGCACACGCUGAAUGAGCUUGAUUUUAGAAUGAUUGGCCCUAAAAUAAUCGGUCCCAAAUGCUCCAUCGUCUGUGCAUGCGUCUCGGCAUGGGGGAUCAUCAUGUUUCUGCUGCUUGGCGCAUUCUUUCACGUUGAAUCACCGGCACUGAGAGAAGACAUCAGCCCCAAAGAUGACUCGAGGGAAGCCGUCUCGGAAGCGUACGCCAACACCGCCAUCAACUGCUACAUUACGGGUGCGAUUUACGCCGGAACACUGGUUUUUGCCGGUUGGCAGGUCGCCGUCAAUAAUUCACGCACCUACCAGAUGGCGUGA